AUGGCCCCCCUGCUGCCUCUGUGGCUGGUGGCCCUGGUCAGCAUGGCCCGGGCGUGCCCCGAGCCCUGCGCUUGCGUGGACAAGUACGCCCACCAGUUUGCCGACUGCGCCUACAAGGAUCUUCAGGUGGUGCCCACAGGGUUGCCCUCCAACGUGACCACCCUCAGCCUCUCAGCCAACAAGAUCACCUCGCUGCAGAGGCGUUCCUUCGUGGAGGUGACCCAGGUCACCUCCCUUUGGUUGGCACACAACGAGAUCCGCUCUAUCGAGCCCGGUACCUUCGCCAUCCUGGUGCAGCUGAAAAACCUCGACGUUAGCCACAACCAGAUUGUGGACUUCCCCUGGCAGGACCUCCACAACCUCAGUGCUCUCCAGCUGCUCAAGAUGAACAAUAACCACAUGGCCCUGGUGCCUCAGGGGGCUUUCCACACCCUGAAGGACCUCCGGUCCCUACGCAUCAACAACAACAAGUUCACCGCCCUUGCAGAAGGUAUCUUCGACUCGCUUAGUUCCCUCUCCCACCUGCAGAUCUACAACAACCCCUUCGAGUGCUCCUGCAAGCUCCAGUGGUUGAAGAAGUGGAUGGACAGAACGCUCAUCUCCAUCCCUGAGAAGGACUCCAUCGCCUGUGCCCUCCCGGAGCAGCUCCGAGGAGUGCCAGUGGGGAAGAUCCCAGACGUGCAGUGCACCUCACCUACUGUGCAGCUCACGUAUUACCCCAACCUGGACAUCACGGAGCUCUUUGAUGGCUUCACUCUGACGCUGCACUGUGCCGUGACCGGCACCCCACCACCCGAAGUGAGCUGGAAGAUCCUCACCUCCAGCCAAACCCUGGAGCUCAACGGGAACCCGAAGGAGGGCGCUGGGAAGGACCUCCCCAAACAGGAUCCUGAGCGCUUCUUGGUCUUCAAGAACGGCACCUUGGUGAUUCCCCACCUGAGCAAGCGGGAAGAAGGCACCUACACCUGCCUGGCCACCAAUGAAAUGGGGAGCAACCAGACCUCGGUCAACGUGGCCGUGGCGGGCACCCAGAAAUACGCGCUGCAGCCCGGGAGGGACCCACUGGGGGGUAAAGCACAGCCAGGUGACAAGAAGCCUGGAGCCAAGGGAGCAAAGAACAGUGUGCUCAUGCCAGAUGACAGGAACAAACCCCUCGGUCCCACUCGGCAGAGCCAACCAUCUUUGGCAGCUGGGACAGAGUCCACAGGAGGUGGGCAAGUCCCUUUCCAGCUUCCACCCUUUGAGAAGAAGUGUGGCUCCACGCAAACCAGCAAGUACAUUUCCAACCACGCCUUCAACCAGAGCGGUGACUUCAAGCAGCACACAUUCGACCUGGGGGUGAUCGCCUUAGAUGUGUCGGAGCGCGAUGCCCGGGUGCAGCUCACGCCCACCUACAUGCAGCCCGAGAAGGUCCACCUCAGAAUGCUCUACCUGUGCCAGGAGAGCAGCCAGGGCCACGCCUUGGUCCAGUGGUCCAAGAUCGAGGAAGGGGUGAACUCGUACUGGUUCCAGGGCUUGAACCCCGGCACCAACUACUCCGUGUGUCUCACCUACCUGGGGGAGGACUGCCAGGUCCAAGUGGUCUUCACCACCAAAAAAGAGAUCCCCUCGCUCAUCAUCAUCGUGGUUGUGAGCAUCUUCUUGCUGGUGCUGGCCACCUUACCCCUGAUGGGGGCCACAUGGUGUCACCUCCUCUCCAAGUACCAAGGGAAGACCUACAAGCUCAUCAUGAAGGCCCAGAACCCGGACCAGAUGGAGAAGCACAUGGCCGCUGACUUUGACCCCCGUGCCUCCUACCUGGAGUCUGAGAAGAACUACAAUCCCAGUGAGGUGGGGGAAGCGGAUGUGGAGGAAGAAGAUGAGGAGGAGGAGGAUGAAGGAGGCAGGCGGAGGAGGAGGAGAGAAGCCGAAGGGGCUGCGGAGCUGGAGCGAGAGGAGAGCAUGGUGGCCAGCUCCAUGGUGGAGUCACAAUCCAAAGCCAACGGCGAGGAGUUUGAGGUUCGCUCUGAGUACAGUGACAAGCUGCCGCUGGGCGCCGAGGCCGUCACCAUCUCCCAAGAGAUCAAUGGCAACUACCGGCAGCGCCCUGACAAGCUGCCGCUGGGCGCCGAGGCCGUCACCAUCUCCCAAGAGAUCAAUGGCAACUACCGGCAGCGCCCAUGGGCUCUGAAGAUGUUCAAGACGUGCUUCGAAGCUCAGGGGCUGACGGACCGCCCGCCUCCAGCCAGACAUCAGCCUGUCCAGCUCCGCGAUGGAGGAAGAAUGAGGCUCCUCCUCUACUGCCUUUGGCUGGCCGUGCUUCUGGGGCCCUGCCUGGCCUGUCCCAGCGCCUGCUCCUGCUCCACCAAGAAAAACGGGCGGCUGUUGGCUGAGUGUGCCUACAAGGAUCUGCAGGAGGUGCCCGAGGGGUUGUCCUCCAACGUGACCAUCCUCACCUUGUCGGCCAACAGGAUCGGCUGGUUGGGACAGGGCUCCUUCGCUGAGGUUCCUGAAGUGCAGUCGCUGUGGCUGGGCUACAACCAGAUCGGGGUGGUGGAGCCGGGGGCUUUUGCCUUGUUGGUGCACCUGAAGAAUCUGGACCUGAGCCACAACAAGAUAGCAGAUUUCCCCUGGCAGGACCUGCGUAACCUCAGCAGUCUGCAGAUCCUGAAGAUGAACAACAACCGCCUGGCCGGGCUGCCCCGGGACGCUUUCCACUCCUUGAAGGACCUGCGCUCCCUUUGGCUCAACGACAACGAGUUAACCACCUUGGCUGAGGGCACCUUUGACAACCUGCCCUCCCUGUCCCAGCUGCAGAUCUUCAACAACCCCUUCAAUUGCUCCUGCAAGGUCUUCUGGCUGAAGAAGUGGACUGAGAACACUUCCGUCUCCAUCACCAAGGGGGGGUCGACCCUGUGCAUGGCCCCUGGCAGGCUGAAGGGCAGGGCGGUGAUGGACAUCCCCGACCACAACUGCAUUGCCCCCUCUGUGCAGCUCACCUACCUCUCCAACCUGGACAACACCGUCAUGUACGAUGGCCUCACCCUGACCUUGCACUGCAGCGUGGCAGGCAGCCCUCCACCAGAGAUCAGGUGGAAGAUCAAGACCUCCAGCCACCGCGUUGAGAUCAAUGGGCCCAACAUAGCACGGGAUGGAAAUGUCAAGCAGAGCCAAGAGCGCUUCUUGGUCUUCAAGAAUGGGACCAUGGCCAUCCCCAACUUCAGCAAGGAGGAUGAAGGCACCUACACCUGCCUCGCUGUCAAUGAUGUGGGCACACGGGAUGUCUCGGUCAACGUGGCCUUGGCUGGGUCAGAGAAUCCAGCUGAAGACCUGCUCCAAGACGACCCCCAAGCCAGCCACCUCGGGGGUCGGAGCUGCUACAAGGGGGAUGAAGUGGAUCCCUCUGGUGCCGGAGAAAAGCUGGUGAUCAUUUACCACAUGCCGAGGGAGUCAAAGAGCAGGGCAGGAGGAACGGUGCCCCAGGUCCACCUGGGGACCCUCCUGCUGGCUUUGGGCGUUGCGCUCUGCUGUUAA
Messenger RNA from Opisthocomus hoazin, 3513 nucleotides. The record is from RefSeq and is a predicted model, not a curated record. NCBI's taxonomy places the organism in Eukaryota, Metazoa, Chordata, Aves, Opisthocomiformes, Opisthocomidae.